AUGCAGCCGAUGGUCCUCUCUCUCGCCCUCACCGUCAUCCUCUCGGCCUUGUUCUCUCUCGCCGCCGCCAUCCCGGUUCCGGAGGUUCAAUACCUGACGUUCGUUCUGUUCAUGAUCAUGCGAUCCUUCCUGUUCGGGGGGCUCACCGCGUUCAUCGCCAUUACGUUCCCUCCAUGCCACUUUGGGAAACUCUACGGGACAACACGGGCGGUGGCGGCCAUCGUUUCCCUGCUGCAAUAUCCUCUCUUCAUCAUCGUUAAUGGUCCCUUGCAGGACGAUCCAUUGUACAUGAACAUCGCAUUUAUCGUUCUGGUAUCCCUGGCCUUUGUCCACCCAAUCAACGUCUACAUCUACUGCCAGCGGGCCAAGCAGCAGAGGGGAGUGUCAAACCGGGGAUAGGGCGAGAGAGAAAGUGAGAUAUCGAGGAAGAUGGGAAAGACUGGGUCGGGAGUUGCGGGAGCGAUUCAGUGGGAAUAUUUUGCAACCAAAAGACCCUGGAAUCUUGAAGAAACACAAAAUGCGAAACAACUCAGCGGGUCAGGCGGCAUCGGUGGAGGGAAUGGAUUGGCGAAUUUUCGGGGACCAGAAAUGCUGCAAGAAAACGCUUGCGAACUAUAGAUCUAUCAUCUCUGGUGGGUACAUUAUUGGAGAGGAUUCUGUGCGGAAAGAUAUACCGUGCAUUCAGAAAAUUUUCAGACCCCUUCACUUUUUCCACAUUUUGUUACGUUACAACCUUAUUUGUAAAUUGAUUAAAUUCAUUUUUUUUAAAUCAUUA
Molecule: messenger RNA, 775 nt
Organism: Amblyraja radiata (thorny skate)
Lineage: Eukaryota; Metazoa; Chordata; Chondrichthyes; Rajiformes; Rajidae
Product: solute carrier family 43 member 3-like
Exons: 3
Coding region: 1-399 (132 amino acids)
Source: RefSeq, a predicted model, not a curated record